AUGUCUCAGCGCAAGGCCACGGCCGCAGAGAUCUCGCUGGUCCAUCUCAAGAACUGCUUGGUCAACCUUCCGGCUUCCCUGGUCUCACUACUGGUGACUGUGAACACUCCCGUACAGAAUGUCAUCGUUGAGCUCAGCUACCGAGAUGCGUCCCCUGCCGACAAGUCCCCCGCCCCUUCGGCCCAGAAGUCCGUCUACCUCGGCUGGACUGGCAUGCCCAGCAAGAAGAAGAUAGCUUCGAUAGUCGGAAGAGAUGGGCUGGGUGGCUCGGGCUUGCGGGAGCAGGAUGUUCCCCUCGUCGAACUUGAUCCGACUCUGGCGAACACCCUGGGGCUGCACGAAGGCCAGAAGGUCAUGACGACCAUCCAUACGGACCCUCCACUGGCGCAUACAGUAAAUAUCGAGCCCCUGACCGCCGAUGACUGGGAGAUCAUCGAGCUGCAUGCCACAUUUCUGGAGCUCAACCUCCUGUCUCAGAUUCGGGCUCUGCCGAAUCCCGCCUAUACUCCGCCGUCCGGAAUCAAGUCAAGCCCGCAUCCGUUGACACUUCAUCUGUCGCCUACUUCAACGGCUAAUAUAAAAAUACUGUCUCUCGAGCCAGCCCAGUCCGCGCAGACCGCGUUUGCCAAGAUUGCGCCUGACGCCGAGGUCAUUGUCGCGCCCAAAGUCAGGCCAAAACCCUCGCGGAGCAGCAGGGAAAAUCGCAGUGUAGCGAGCACAUCCAGAAAGAGCGGAAGGAGCUCAACCAGCACAGUGAGACGGAGAAGUCAGCGUGAGGAGCGCAAGCCUGCCCUGUUCCUGCGGGGUGUUGACAGGAAGCUCUGUGACGACUGGUUCGACGAUGAGACUGGAGUCGAGGAACUGAGUAUCUGGGUCGACCGCGAACUCCUGGUCUCCAACGAGUUCAGAGGAUUGAAGUGGGUCACUGUGCAUCUGAUGAGACCAUCUACUCUUCAAGAGCCAGCCCCUAUGCAAGGACAGCAACCCCAAGCGCAGGAAGCACCCGAGCUCUCAAGAUCUGGCCUCAGGGUCGUUGCGCAGCUUUUGCCCUGGGAUGAUCCUCCGAAUGGGCAAACAGCAGCACUAUCAACAAUACUGUGCUCUGCCUUCGGGAGUGAAGGCUUGGUCGGCGGUGUUGUCAAGGUCGAACCCGCUGCCCAACCUCUCACGAAAAAGUCCAUUUUGAAGUCCGUUGUCGAGGUCGAAGACCGACCUUCAGUGCAGCAGCUCAAGGUGUAUCCGUUCACUAGCGACUCUGCAGCGCAAGCUCUUGGUCUGAAGUUUGGCGGAGAGACCAAAGCUGAGCGUGAAGAAGCCGCCAAAAGGGUAAAGCACAUCUAUGAUGGAAAAUAUGGAAAAAGCUUGUUUGAUGGGCCUUUAACAGACGGGUUGGUAUUGAGUACUUAUGAUGGGCUGGACCCUCCACCUGGCUGGGAGGGAGCAAUCGUCAAGUUCCACCCCCCGCCCGCUUCUCAAGGCUCUGGAAAGGAACCAGCCCACUGGAUACUGGGUUCUGACUGGCAACUUCCCCUCGAAUUUCAAGCUCCUAUUCCUCGGCCAACAUGGCUUUCAGAAUCCGAAUCAACCAUUGUGCCACCAGAUGUUGGUCCUCUGGUCGGCAUCGACUCGCUGCUCGAGGAGCUCAAAUCUCACCUUUCCCAUUCAUCUUCAGUUCUCCUCACCGGCGCUUUGGGCUCCGGUAAAUCUUCUGUUGCGCAGUCGGUCUCAAAGUUCCUAAAGGAAGACCAGCUCUUUCACACCACAUAUUUCACGUGCCGGACGCUCGUGAACGAUGAAAGCAGGAUUAGUACCAUCAAGGAGACCUUGAACCGUGUUUUCAUGGGGGCAAGCUGGGGAGCCCGACUUGGAGGCAAAGCGCUGGUGAUACUGGACGAUCUAGACCGUCUUUGCCCGGUUGAGACCGAAUUGCAAGUUGGCAAUGAGAAUGGCCGCAGUCGCCAAGUGAGCGAGGCAAUUUGCUCCAUGGUUCGCCAAUAUUGUGGUCAAGACUCCAACAUAGUCCUUCUGGCUACUGCACAAGGGAAGGAAUCUCUGCAUAACGUGCUUGUCGGGGGACACGUGGUCCGAGAGAUUGUCCCGCUGAGAGCCCCAGACAAACUUGCACGACGAACUAUCAUGGAGGCAAUCACCCUGCAACACGCAGUGCAAGCGAAGGACGAUAAUGCUUCGACUCACGACGGCAGCCGCCCUCCAACGGCUAAUGGCAGUGCUACUGGUGAAGAGAAUGCUUGGAUGGAUGGGGCAAGCCCACCGUCUAGGCCUGAUUCGGUCCCAUCCCCUAGUGGAUUCUCCAUUCAGCCGGACCUGGAUCUGCUUGAUAUUGCAGGAGAGACAGACGGUUAUAUGCCCGGUGACCUGAACCUGCUCAUCUCACGGGCUCGAAACGAGGCCAUCAUGCGGUCACUUACCGACACCACAGGCGAUGCUGAGGUCAAUGCCGUCCCUCUUGGUCGGGUUGACUUCGAAAAUGCUCUCAAAGGCUUCACACCGGCGUCCCUGCGCAAUGUGACUCUGCAGAGUUCAACAACCACAUUUGAAUCCAUCGGCGGCCUAACAGACACACGCCAAGUCUUGUUGGAAACACUGCAGUACCCGACGAAGUAUGCACCAAUUUUCGCCCAAUGCCCCCUAAGACUUCGGUCUGGAAUCCUUCUAUACGGCUAUCCAGGAUGUGGCAAGACUCUUCUGGCCAGCGCCGUGGCUGGUGAAUGUGGCCUGAAUUUUAUUAGUGUGAAGGGGCCCGAGAUAUUGAACAAGUACAUUGGCGCAUCAGAGAAAAGCGUCCGGGACCUCUUCGAACGAGCUCAGGCUGCCAAACCUUGCGUCUUGUUCUUUGACGAGUUCGACUCUAUUGCACCUAAGCGUGGCCACGACUCUACCGGCGUAACCGACCGCGUGGUCAACCAGCUUCUAACGCUGAUGGAUGGUGCGGAAGGCCUUUCGGGCGUCUACGUGCUCGCAGCAACCUCACGUCCUGAUCUGAUAGAUCCGGCCCUCUUGCGGCCGGGGCGGUUGGACAAGUCAAUACUCUGUGACUUCCCCAGCCCCGAGGAAAGAGUGGACAUCAUCCGGGCCAUCGGGAAGAAGGCCAAGCUCAGUGAGGCGGUCCUAAAGUCGGACGAGGACCUCGCAGAGAUCGCUAAGCGGACGGACGGCUUUUCUGGCGCGGACCUCCAGGCCUUGAUCUCAAAUGCGCAGCUGGAGGCCAUCCAGGAUGUGCUCAAAGACACCGAGAUCGCAGGCGGUGGAGGCGGCGGCAGCGGCCGACGGCCCGGACAGCGACAUGGCGCAGCCAAGUCGGCUGGGUCACUUCCGCAUAGUUUUGUCCAAUUCCGCUACGGUGAAGAUGGGUCCAGCGAGGAUUCAGCCCCUCGUGGAUCGAACAGGUCCUCUGAGCUCGCCGAGCAGGCUAUGAUCGUGUCGAAACUGGAGAAUCUCAAGGCGUCGAGGAAGAGAGCCAAGCAGCAGAGGAGCGGGCCCAACGCGAACACAGAAUCCGAUGCUGCAACGGUCGGCGCCAAGUCUGGAGGCGAGGCACAGGAGAAGGAGGUCAUCAUUCAGUGGAGGCACCUGGUCAAGGCCCUGGAUGGCACGAGGACGAGUAUAGGCCGCGAGCAGCGCACUUUGCUUCAGAGGAUCUACAGAGAGUUUGUUGUGGGGCGCAGUGGGGAGAUGAGGGAUGGCCAGGGGAGCAUGGAGAUCGGAGGGCGGAGCAGUCUCAUGUAA
Diaporthe citri is the source of this 3747-nucleotide messenger RNA. RefSeq lists its product as uncharacterized. The transcript is spliced from 2 exons. NCBI's taxonomy places the organism in Eukaryota, Fungi, Ascomycota, Sordariomycetes, Diaporthales, Diaporthaceae. Gene Ontology annotation, biological process: protein import into peroxisome matrix. Bases 1 to 3747 code for a protein of 1248 amino acids. The record is from RefSeq and is a predicted model, not a curated record. Gene Ontology annotation, molecular function: ATP hydrolysis activity; ATP binding. Gene Ontology annotation, cellular component: cytosol; peroxisome; peroxisomal membrane.